Asterias rubens (European starfish) is the source of this 6070-nucleotide messenger RNA. Its product is annotated as scavenger receptor cysteine-rich domain superfamily protein-like. Bases 550 to 3945 code for a protein of 1131 amino acids. The transcript is spliced from 19 exons. The record is from RefSeq and is a predicted model, not a curated record. NCBI's taxonomy places the organism in Eukaryota, Metazoa, Echinodermata, Asteroidea, Forcipulatida, Asteriidae. Gene Ontology annotation, cellular component: membrane.
UCCAACCGUAUGGAAUGUAUGUCGUGUGUGUUGUCUGGCUGCUGUACCACUGUGUGCACAAACUAGUACUAGCACAAAGCACACAUACCACAAACAAUGGAGAUUUGGGCUAAUAAUGCAUGUCCAGUCGUAACAUCAGUCUGUUGAUCGUGGUUCGGAAGUGAAGAUAUUUCAUAGAAACAACAUCUGUUCACAAUCAUCGUAGCGAACUUACUUAUUGUUGGUACUAAGGUCACAUCUCAAUGUUAGGAUUGAGCAGGCUAAUUCAACUACAUGGUAACCAACUAGCAGCUGCUGAAAGAACACAAACCUACUAGUACCACUUCAUCAGGUUUGAGUGUUUCCUUCUGCUGUUGAUGCAUAUUUAUGUGAUGUUGGAGGGAACCAGUGAUUGACUUCCGUUCACCUCGGCCUUGUGCCACAUCCAUCUAGCUUGGUAGAAAUCAGGGAAGUAGUAGAACUUCACAGCCUGGUUGGUUCUCACUUGGCUCCACUACCAGAACGUAUAAGCCUUGAGCAAGGCAAUACUGUAUUCGAUAUUGCAUCAUCAUGACGUCGCAUCAAUACAGAACUAUUUGCUUGGUGUUGCUGAAUAUUGGACUAACCGUUUUAUCUGGGGCAACGGAUGUUCUUUCAGCUCCUGAUGAUAAUCCAAGUGAAGGGGAUUUGAAGUUAGUUGAUGGCCCAUCGUCCUCAGAGGGUCGUGUAGAGGUCUACUACGGUGGUAAUUGGGGGACAGUUUGUGACGAUGGAUGGGAUAUAGUAGAUGCACAAGUGGUUUGUAGACAACUUGGGUUUGCGUCUGCAAAUACAACGAAAUGCUGUGCUGCUUAUGGUCCGGGUACUGGUGCAAUAACAUUGGAUGACAUAGCUUGCCUUGGAAGUGAAGAUAGAUUAGUAGAUUGUCCCAAUAGAGGAUUGAGCCAACAUAAUUGUGCACAUACUGAGGAUGCUGGUGUAGUUUGCAAUGGUAAGGUAAGGCUUGCUGGUAGUACCCAUCCACUUGAAGGUCGGCUGGAAAUCUUUCACGAUGGAGAAUGGGGUAUUGUCUGUGAUAAUGGCUGGGACAAGAAGGAUGCCAAUGUGGUUUGCAAACAGCUUGGUUACCCAGCAGCAAAUGCCUCCAAGAGCGGCUCAUUCUUCGGAGAAAGCUCUGGACAGUUUAUGCUGGAUGAGGUGUCAUGUCAAGGGAAUGAAAAAGGGGUGGAAAUGUGUGAGCAUGGACCAUGGAAGAAUGCUAGUGACAGCUGCAACCCCAGCAAAAAUGCAGGAGUCAUUUGCACAAGACCAAUUCGUUUGACUGGUGGAAAUGGACCACUAGAGGGGCGAGUUGAGAUCAUGAACAAUGGUGAAUGGGGGACCGUUUGUGAUAACAACUGGGACUUUGAUGAUGCUGUGGUUGUCUGUAAACAGCUAGGAGGUUACGCAGCUCAAGAACAAACUGUUGGAUCCCAGUUUGGUAUAGCUGUAGGCCUUAUACACAUGAGUGAUGUCAACUGUGUAGGAAAUGAAGAUACACUUGAACAGUGUCCCAACGCUGGAUGGGGUGUGAGUGGUGGCUGUACUCAUAACAAUGAUGCUGGUGUCAUCUGUUCACCAUCAGUGCGUCUUGUGGAUGGAGAUAAACACACAGAGGGAAGGGUUCAGGUGUUCUACAACAGCGAAUGGAGAAACAUCUGCCCAGACUCCUGGGAUUCUAAAGAUGCUGCAGUUAUUUGCCGUCAGCUAGGUAACUACCCAUUAGCAGAUGAAGAGGAUUGCUGUAAGACGUACGUACUAGGAGAUGGUGAUGGGGAUAUCUACCCAUAUCAUGUGGAUUGUACGGGGAAUGAGACCAAGUUUGAAGACUGCCAGCAUGGUGAAUUGGGGCAGCCAGAUUGCUCUCAGGGACAGGCUGCUGGGGCUAAAUGCCAAGCCACUGUCAGACUUGAUGGGGGUCCUACUACUCUUGAGGGCAAUGUGAUGGUUCUACAUAACAACAUUUGGGGUAGUGUAUGUGAUGACAACUGGGAUAUCAAUGAUGCUAAAGUAGUCUGUCGUCAGCUGGGUAACUAUGAGGCAGUGUCUUCUACUUGCUGUGCUACAUACGGCCAAAGCUCCAAUGAUAUAAUUCUAGAUGAUGUUAGCUGUGGUGGACAGGAGAGUAGGAUUGAAGACUGCCACCAUGCAUCAUGGAUGACACAUAACUGCGGAGGAUCAGAGUCUGCUGGUGUUGUAUGCAGAGAAAUUCGCUUGGCUAUUGAUGAUUCGUCCUCCAACCUUCCUAAGGGUCGAGUUGAGAUUGUCCACAACGGGAUUUGGGGCCGGAUUUGCGGAACAAACUGGGAUAUUAAUGAUGCCAAUGUUUUGUGUAGGCAACUAUAUAAUAGUACAGCAGAGUCUAUACAUGCGUUUAAGAAUGGUUCAGGGCCUAUUCAUCUAUCUGACUUCAAUUGCACAGGAACGGAAAUGAAUAUAUUAGAAUGUCCGCACAAAUCUUGGGGAAAUUAUCAGUGUGACGAUGCUGAUGCAGCUGUUGUUUGCAGAGGUGGAUUAAGAUUGGUAGGAGGGCGAACUGACCUAGAAGGACGAGUAGAGGUGUUCCAUGAUGGACAAUGGGGUACAGUUUGUGAUGAUGGAUGGGAUGUCAAUGAUGCUAAAGUUGUCUGUACACAGCUUGGCAAUUAUGAGGUUCUUUCUGCAAAGUGUUGUGCCAACUUUGGUCAGGGAACAGGCCCCAUUUUGGUUGAUGGUUUAGCAUGUAGUGGUACCGAGGAGUUACUUGAGGAUUGUCGGCAUGAGGGCUGGGGUAGCCAUAAUUGUCAACAUUACGAGGAUGCUGGAGUCGUCUGUACAGAUCUGAGAUUGACGUAUGAAAAUGGGAGUGUGUCAACCAAUGUACUGCGAGGUCGAGUGGAGGUCUUGAGGGAUGGCAAAUGGGGAUUAGUAUGUGGCAAUAACUGGGGAAUAAAGAAUGCUGAUGUUGUCUGUCAACAACUUUUCAACACAAGUGCCAUGAACACUCAGAAGUAUUCACUGGGUAGCAAUGCCAGCCCUAUUCACUUUAGAGAUGUGCAGUGCACUGGCAAGGAGAGCCUAUUAGGAGACUGCCCUCGUGAGUCCAAGCCAACAAACUCUCAAACAUGCCCUGGUAGCAUGUCAGCAGGAGUCAUCUGCAAAGAUAUUCGCCUUACUGGAGGUGUAAACCGUGCCUUUGGUGCUGUUGAAAUCCUAGUGGAUAAUCAAUGGGGGUCUAUAUGUGCAGAUAACUGGGGACCCAAUGAAGGCAGAGUGGCAUGUAGACAACUUGACUACUGCGCCUAUAAAGGAACACAGAAGGGACUUCAGCCUGCCCGUGCUCAAGGCAGUAUUCACUGGUCUAAUGUUAACUGUACUGGUUCAGAAGAGAAACUUGGGGACUGUCAGCAUACUGUAGGAGGAUACACAUGUAGUGGAUUAGUAUUUGAGGCUGUUGCAGAAUGUAAAGUGGCUUGUGAACUGCCAGGUGCUGUAAUGCAUGGUAGCUACAGCAGAGAUGCAACUUCUUAUGAGGUUCAAUCAACUGUUGAGAUUAAGUGCGACCCAGGCUAUGAGAUCGUUGGUGAAAAUGUCUUACAAUGCAUUGCAGGAUGUGAAUGGUCAAGACCCAUUCCAGAAUGUCAAAGAGUUGCUAACUGCUCAGCUAAGAAACAACCAGUAGUUGGACCAAAAGAUGGUGGUGUGUCUGGAGCGGUCAUGUUGGUUAUAGGUUUUAUCCUGGGCACUGUCGUUGUGGUCAUUAUCAUAAUAGCUGUUGGCUACCUGAGGGGAAGAAACAAAAAUAUCGGUCGUGGUAAUCCCUCCACAACAUCAGCUAUCUGGAAGCCCAGGAAUGACUUUGACGAGAUGAAAGAACCAGUUCUCAGCUUCAGUUCCAUGAAAUCGGAUGGAGCUGGUGUGGAAGACGGCAUGGGAGAUGCUAUGUGAUUCAGGCUCAACUCGUCUUUAUUGUAAAUACUCCUCUUAAGAUCUUGCAUUUCUUAUGGUGCUUUAUAAAGUGCACUGCUUGUAAACGAAUUUAGAAGUACAGGAAUUUGAAAUAACUGUCUGUCCAAAUUGAACUGUUGUGUGGAAUGUCCCUGGUUUGAAAGGUCCUGUGUAAGUUCGGCUAGGGCUGAAAAUUUAAUGCAGGCCAGUUCAGGUUGCUUGAUAGAGAGUCCUAACUAAUUUUGGACUGUAAAGAGCAAUUUGGCAUAAAAGGUCUAUGUACAAAGUCCCAACAUGUAUAAACUUCUCUAAACUGGUGCAAAGUGACAAGGUAGAAACUCAAUGAAACCUGGAUUAAAUCAAAGUUGUUCAGUGUUCAGUUUUGUCUAUUUCUCAAUUUUAAUUUUCCUAAACAUUUUGAAAAAUCAUGCAAAAGAAAACAACAAAAUUCUGUGCUAUAUAGUUUGAAACUUUAUGUAUACAAUAUUUUCUAAAAUACAUGGUAGAAGGUAAACAUAUUGCAUUUUUUAAAUGAGGUACAAAUUUUUGUCUUGUAUUGGUUCAAAGAAAUUUCAGGACUAGAAAGCAUAGCUUAGAGCAAAAAGUAGACGGACAUCAAUAUAUUUUAAAUUUAUGGCAAUCUCAUCAGUCCAUUAUCCAAGUGCCAAAGAAAACUGACAGUUGCAAGUAGUUAAGAGCGUCAAUUUGUCGGGUAUUGAUUGACUUUAGAUUAGUUUGUCAGUUUUAUAAAGUAGUUAUUAUAUCAAUAAUAAAGUACUUGGUGCCGCAAUCAUGAUUUAGCUUUUUUAAUAUUGUAUGAAUUUGAAGAAAUAUUGAUAAAAGAAAACAAUUUAUCUUCUCUUUUAAAACUCAUUGUAGAAAUGAUGAAUAAGACUUGCUAUUCUCUUGAUAGGUCAUUUCAUCAUCUAGCUCUUUUCACACAAUGUUUCAUGGAUGUUAAACAUAAGGUGUUUUUCCCCUUGAUAUCUGCCUUUGUAAAUACAUAUUUUGUAAUGAUUUUAUCUGUAUGCAAUUGUGUUUGAAGAAUUUCUUAACUUUACGAAAUGACUAUGGGACUUGGGCUUAUUUAAGUGAAUAAAAGGGUUUGUGUGAGUAAUAUUGAGUACUGUAGACAUAAUAUAGGUACCACUACAGGGCGUUCUGGAAAAAGGACAUUAGGUUUCAAAGAUCAGAAUUGAGCUGCCAUGAUUUCACUUUGGACCUGAGCAGAAAUUGGUUUGCUAUUUAUUUGGUGUUUAGUGAGCAGUUCUGACAUUUUAUGUUAAUAAGUCACAUGAUUAUAUUCGCAUAACAGCAAUGUUCUUUGUUCAUGUCAUUGUUUAGAAGGUCUAGAACUCUUUUCGGUUUAUCUUUAAAAUCCUAUCACUAGCUUGGGGAUGAAUUCGAGAUUUGGGUGACCAUUCAGUCAAGGGGUUUGGAUACCUUUUGUACAUCAAGUUUUUGGCCAUGAGUUGAAUCCCUCCUCACAGUGAAUGAAGAUGUGCAGGUAUAAUGUAUAAUUUACCUGUAGAAUUGUUAUGGACAUUGAGUUGUGUGCCGUACAAAAAAGUACCCAGUUGAUCAUUGUCGCAGAAGAUGUGGCAAUGCAGCAACGAAGAGACAUCCUCUGAAAUACUGCAUGUGGUGUAGCAAGAACAUUAGAAGAGGAUUGUGUGAGAGAAAUGGGAACGUUCAAAUACCUUCCUUGCCUUUGUACUUGAUAAAAUCGUCUUACUUUUUUACCAAAGACCAAAUAUCAUUACCUGAUUGACGCUAAUUGUGAUGGUUAAUUCCAUGCAAAAAUGUAAGAACACAUUGACAACAGAACUGUUAAUUUUCAAAUGAAAUAUACUCAUUGAGUUAACUUGAAAUUACGCAUUACCUUGUAAUUUGUACUAAUACAUGUAGUCGGAACCUAACCAUGGCAACAGUUUUGAUGUGUAUUAACUUUGAAACAGGAAUAGUCCCAUAAAACUGAAUGUUUAUUUAGAUUGUUAAUGGUCAAUAUCAGCGCAUGACAAGAUAUAUCAACAACCUUGACAAAAAUGUACUAUUAAUGUUCCCGAAAAGAACACAACACCAAAGUUUUUGAUAUUAUCCCAGAUGGUUGACAUGCAUGGUGUUU